AUGUGCUCAAAAACGCUGCUGGAUUGCUCCACUGAUUCCUUGGAGUCACAUCGACCCACUACAUUUUGUAAUACACUCUCCUCUAUGUGCUGCAAUCCGGAUUUUAUCGAUUCCAGCACCGCAAUAGAUUGGGAUAUCAAUAAUCACAGAUGUUUGGCUCUUCUGGAUCAAUACACCUUGAGCUUAUGCUACAAGUGGCUAGAUCGUGUGGUUCAGCUGUGUCAACAGCCACGUUUACAGUUGAAAGUUAGCCCUCCAUAUUUGCUGGAUAUUUUACCUGAUCUAUAUGAAACAUUGCAAGCAAUUGUGAGUCGAUAUCAAAACGACUGUUCCGCUCUUUACGAGAUAGAUUAUUUUCGCAUUUUCGUCCAUUCUCUAAUCCAGCGAAGUGAGCAUACAGUACGGCUAUUUCGUGAGACCGGUGAUAGCAUGUUCGAUUCGCAGUCACUUGCACGUCACCGUUUGGCAAAGUCGGCUUUGGUCUUCUCGCACCUUUUGCACGAUCUGAGGGCCCUAUUCCCCAACAACAUAUAUGUGCCCGCUUUUCGAAUCACCAAACCUGACGCUGCAAAAUGGUGGCAAGCAUGUUUUGGCACUAAAACCAUUGUCCCAUGGACUCAAUUCCACCAGGCGUUUCGACGUGAAUUCAACGUAAACCUAUCCGAAACACGCCUGAGAGCACUUAGAAACACGAUUGACCUUACUUGUAACCUACACGUAUCCAUUUUCGAAUUCGACUUGUUCAGUCGCUUGUUCCAGCCCUGGUGUAACAUUAUCGAUAUGUGGACCGUGCUCGCUUUGAAGCACCCAGGCUAUAUGGCGUUUAUGACCUACGAUGAGGUGAAGGCCACUUUGAAGCCGUUCCGUACUCAUCCAGGCCCGGGUACUUAUGUGUUUCGUCUCUCUUGCACUAAACCUGGCCAAUGGGCGAUUGGGUACAUCACAGAAGAUCGUAAGAUAAUUCAGACCAUCAUUCAGAACAAAUCACUCGCGCAAGCUCUCCUCGAUGGUGAACAACGGGGAUUCUAUCUCUAUCCUAACGGGCAGCAUGUUACUUCCGAUUUAAUCAAACAGCUUGUCAACGUCGUCCCUCAGCCUCACGUUCGCGUCACUCGAGAACAGUACCAAAUGUACCGUGAUAUGGGGUCCACGUUUGAAGUGUGCAAAAUUUGCGACGAACAUAACAAGGACAUUCAGUUGGAACCUUGUGGACAUUUGAUCUGUAAACAAUGUUUGCUGCAUUGCCAAUCUGCUAGCUUCAACCGGACCUGUCCUUUUUGCCGUCUAGAGAUAAAAGGAAUUGAAGAGGUCGUGGUGGAUCCUUAUCGACCUAAAUCCGAUACGUCUGAAUCGCCUAUUCUUCCUACAGGCAAACCAGCCACUACCGACUCUGAUUCACGUGAUUCCGACACCAGUCCCGUUUUGGACGUCGACACUGACGAUGGACCAGAUGUGAUUUCGUGUGCUUCAAUCAUCUCAGCCCCCAGAAACCCUCCUCCAGUACCCCCCAGGAACCUUCCCUCUUCAUUACAUCCAUCUUGCUAUGCGGCAACGGAUCCUCAGUGCCUGAUCAAUGAAUCUAGUACUGUGGUUUCUUCCGCAGAGCCUGGGGUUGGUUCGUUUUCAUAUCCCCAGAUGAUGUACGCGGACGGAUGCUGUUUGACUCCUGCACCUAACCGGACAGGCGGUGAUGCAGCAGUGCCCUCUUCCCACCUGCAGUCAACACCGUCUCAGGAUGAGCAAGACGGGUUGUCUCGUCCAUCGACCGCUUUCAACUUGAACUACGCUCAAUUGGACUUGCUUCACUCUGAAUCAGAUUCCGAUUCACUUGGGCGUGUGACGAGUGGUCUCAAAAAUUGGGCGUAUCAUCAGCGCGAAUGUGCAAAAUCAAUAGAAACAGUCAAUGUUCCCCUCAACCAUUCAGUGCUAUCAGACAGUACAUCGAGUUCACACAAUUGUGUCGAUUCACACAUAUCAUCAAGCGUUGAUGACUCUCUGGUCCAUGAUCUGAUGGCCGCUCAUUCGGAUAUGGAAAGAUCGGACGCUGUCUUACUCCUGUCCAUCACUCAUAAUGAUCUCAGUAUGGCGGAUCGAAUAUGGUAUCACUUCACUCCCCGUUCUAAGCUGCCUCCCUCUGAAUGA
Dicrocoelium dendriticum is the source of this 2142-nucleotide messenger RNA. NCBI's taxonomy places the organism in Eukaryota, Metazoa, Platyhelminthes, Trematoda, Plagiorchiida, Dicrocoeliidae. The record is from the annotation of a GenBank genome assembly.